AUAUUAAAUUUCAUAUCUCUUAUUUCUCCUUUCUUCUUUUCUUAUAAUUAAUAUUUGUAAUUGAUAUAUAUAUCUCAACUUCAAUUCAAUUCCAAUACUAAGUUUGUAAUUGUCAUUGAUAUUCUAUAAAUUAAUAUGAGAUUAUCUAUAUCAGUUACUACUUUAUUAGCUGCGGCUUGUGCCAUUGGUAACUCCAAUGCGUUAUCCAUUCCAUCAUUUGCUAAUCCUCAACAAUUAUUAAAUUUAGAACAUUAUGGUAAUGCUUUUAAUAGUCAAAUGGAUAAAUUUGCUCAAUCUGCUCUUAAUGGUAAUAUUGUAACCGCUAUUGCAAAUUAUUUUAAUGAACCUUUAGAAUCAAUUUCUGAAGAAACUAAGAAAAUUUGGCUGGAUUUAAUUUUACAAUUUCCUCAAUCAGUUACUAAUUUAAAUUUUAAAUCAAAUCCAAAGAAAGCAACUAAAGGUAAAGGUAAAUUUGAUGUUCAUGUUACUGAUAAAAAAUUCCCAGGUCAUCAAUUAAGAGUAAAAUCAACUCCUGAAUCUUUAGGAGUUGAUACUGUUAAACAAUAUUCUGGUUAUUUAGAUGUUGAAGAAGAAGAUAAACAUUUCUUUUAUUGGUUUUUUGAAUCAAGAAAUGAUCCAAAGAAUGAUCCUGUUGUUUUAUGGUUAAAUGGUGGUCCAGGUUGUUCAUCACUUACUGGUUUAUUUUUUGAAUUAGGUCCAUCUUCAAUUACUGCUGGUAUUAAACCAAAAUUUAAUCCAAGUGCUUGGAAUAAUAAUGCUUCUGUUAUUUUCUUAGAUCAACCUGUUAAUGUUGGUUACUCUUAUUCUUCUGAAUCCGUUUCAAAUACCAUUGCUGCUGGUAAAGAUGUUUACGCAUUCUUAGAAUUAUUCUUUAAACAAUUCCCUCAAUAUAAUAAUUUACCAUUCCAUAUUGCUGGUGAAUCUUAUGCUGGUCAUUAUAUUCCUGUUUUUGCUUCAGAAAUCUUAUCUCAUGAAGAACGUACAUUUAAUUUAACUUCAGUUUUAAUUGGUAAUGGAUUAACUGAUCCAUUAGUUCAAUAUGAAUAUUAUGAACCAAUGGCUUGUGGUGAAGGUGGUGAACCAUCAGUUUUAUCACCAGAAGAAUGUCAAGGUAUGACUGAUGCUAUUCCAAGAUGUACAUCAUUAAUUAAGAGUUGUUAUGAAUCAGAAUCUAUUUGGUCAUGUGUUCCAGCAUCAAUUUAUUGUAAUAAUGCUGAAAUGGGUCCUUAUCAAAGAACUGGUAGAAAUGUUUAUGAUAUUAGAACUAUGUGUGAAGGAUCUAAUUUAUGUUAUUCUGAUUUAGAAUAUAUUGAUCAAUAUUUAAAUCUUGAAGAUGUUAAAGCCGCUUUAGGAGUUGAAGUUGAUGAAUAUGAAUCAUGUAAUUUUGAUAUUAAUAGAAACUUUUUAUUAGCUGGUGAUUGGAUGAAACCAUACUAUAAGAAUGUUAUUAAUUUAUUAGAAUCUGAUGUUCCAGUUUUAAUUUAUGCUGGUGAUAAAGAUUUCAUUUGUAAUUGGUUAGGUAAUCAAGCUUGGACUAAUGCAUUAGAAUGGUCCGGAUCAGCUGGAUUCUCUAAAGCUCCAGUAAAAUCAUGGGAAGUUAAUGGUAAACCAGCUGGUGAAGUUAAGAAUUAUAAACAUUUUACUUUCUUAAGAGUCUUUGGUGGUGGACAUAUGGUUCCAUAUGAUCAACCUGAAAGUUCUUUAGAUAUGGUUAACAGAUGGUUAAGUGGUGACUACAAAUUUUAGUUUCCACUAGUUAUUACUACUAUUAAUCGAUUGAUUAUUAGUUAUUAGUUCUUAGUUAUUAUUAUUAUUAUUUUAUAUAUGUUACUCUAUUAUUUAUUUCAUUGACUUAACAAUUGAAGUGCACUCUCAAAAAGACAACAUACAUACAUUUAUCUUAUUGUUUUUAAAUUGUAUAGUAGUGGGAUCGUCAAGUGACGUGACAUUGAGGGCGCUUAGUCGUUCUUUUUCGGCAUUGUUAGCAAUUAGAUUUUUCACACCCAAAAACGCAGCAACUUCCUAAUUAGGCAAUGUAUAAACAUUCAAUUCUUUAAUGUUUUUCAUGUUUUGUAACUUUAGCCAUCUUUUGUUGCAAUGAGUUACCAUUAGUAUUGUAUUUACUUAAAUCGAUC
This is a messenger RNA of Scheffersomyces amazonensis, 2156 nucleotides long. RefSeq names its product carboxypeptidase C (gene CPY1). Gene Ontology annotation, molecular function: serine-type carboxypeptidase activity. Bases 136 to 1767 code for a protein of 543 amino acids. Lineage: Eukaryota; Fungi; Ascomycota; Pichiomycetes; Serinales; Debaryomycetaceae. The transcript has a single exon. The record is from RefSeq and is a predicted model, not a curated record. Gene Ontology annotation, cellular component: fungal-type vacuole. Gene Ontology annotation, biological process: proteolysis.